This is a messenger RNA of Cladophialophora yegresii CBS 114405, 1764 nucleotides long. RefSeq lists its product as uncharacterized. Bases 1 to 1764 code for a protein of 587 amino acids. The record is from RefSeq and is a predicted model, not a curated record. Lineage: Eukaryota; Fungi; Ascomycota; Eurotiomycetes; Chaetothyriales; Herpotrichiellaceae. Gene Ontology annotation, molecular function: zinc ion binding; DNA binding. Gene Ontology annotation, biological process: DNA-templated transcription. The transcript has 3 exons.
AUGAUCUUAUUCCAUGAACCGUCGCUCAGAACCGGCAUACAGGAUCUCAAAAAGGCAGGGCUCGUGCGUGCAGACCAGGUCUCCUUUCUCAUCCUCGUUGCGCUGGUCCUUGCGGUUGGUGCGAAGUACGCCACCAAGCAAGAUGCAGAAGAACGAUGUGCGGGCUUCGACCUGGACGGUCUCGGAACCAGGUUCAUUCACAAGGCCGAGGAGCGAUUACUGGACGUUUUUGAUGAGGCUCGCAUUGAGGCAAUUCAAAUCGCAAUCAUUCUGUCAUCCUACUAUAUCUACCAUAGUCGGCCGAAUCGCAGCCUCGCCCUGAACGGCAGUGCACAAAAAUUAGCUUUCAGUAUGGGCCUACACAAGGAAUCGAGCUGGAAAAUGCAUGAUCCUGUCAUCAGAGAAGUUUGGCGCCGGUUGUGCUGGGCGCUCUACACGGCAGAAGUCUUUGGUGCUAUGAGCUUUGGAACCCCGUGCAACAUCUAUGACGGCGAUUGGAACGUCUCAUUCCCUGGUAACAUCGACGAUACCUCCGUAACUUGCCCGGGCUUUGAUUCUAUCGAAACGUAUGAUGGGCAGUCUUUCGGACCCGUAACAAUAGCAUCAUAUCAGAGGUACAAAUUUCGCCUUUAUCGUAUUGCCUCCGCCAUUACUCGGAAUAUCUACCUACGAAGUGGAGCAACACUCUCUGAAGUGGUGGAUGAGAUCAAAGCGAUCAAUCACCGCCUGCUGCAGUGGGAGAAAUGCGUUCCCCGAGAACUACGAUUGAAGUAUUUGAAAUUCGACAGUGAUGAGAAUACUGUUCAACAGACCGCCAGAAUUUUCCAGCUUCAAGCACUUGCACUCCAGCUCUCGUAUGACAACAUCCAAUUGGUGCUUCACCGUCCGUUGCUCACAGUCGACCGGGUGCCGCGCUGGCCUUCAGAUGGAACACAAGGGAAUUCUGACGGUGACCAAGGCGUGGCUGUUACUUCGGCCCAGGUUUUGGACCUUAUAAUCAAAACCAGCAAAUACCAUUGCUGGGUGUCUUCAAUGAGCACUUCGAAGAUCGGAGAGUACUCGGAAAUUCUCAGGGCUCUGCAAAACACCCACGGAGCGGCUUAUGCCGGCAUCCAGUCGUUCACGGCCGGCGUGGUACUCGGCAUCUUUGCACUGUCGGACCCACUCUCCGAUCAGGCUCAUCAAGCUAAACGCGCUGUGAGCAGAAUCAUCAAGCUUCCCCGAUUGCAUCGAUUUAGGACUGCGGUAUCCGAUCAAUGCGGGGCAAUCUUGGAGGAACUCGUUCGGCUGGUACUCGCCGAAGAGUUGAAAGCCUUACUAAAUGAAGCCGAGCCUUCCAGGGAAGGCAAUGCAUCAAGCAGGCUCCCAGAAGACUCCGCGGGUGCUACUGGCGAUGCCCCCUCCCUGCUUGACGGAAAUGAUGUGACAAUGCAACCUCCGGACCUCUCUGAUGGGGGCGUAGUGGAUGUGUUUGAGCUGUUUUCCCAUGAAACCCUCGAGCUGCCUCGGGACAUUGCUUCUGGAAACUUCAGUGAUGCUUUGAUGUCAUUGCAAGAUGUGUUUCGAGAUGGGCGGAACAACCUCAAUAACGGGCCUCGACAACAGGACUCCGGCAGAUCUUCGUCUAUGACGGGAACAUCUCUCCAAGCACAAGGACCACUGGCUCCAGGGCCAACACAGAGCAACAGGCUCACUGACAUGUUUGAUGGCACCAGCCAAGCCUGGAUCUGGGACGAACUGCUAUGGCUACCAGAUGGUAGCUAA